Prorocentrum cordatum is the source of this 1865-nucleotide messenger RNA. Lineage: Eukaryota; Dinophyceae; Prorocentrales; Prorocentraceae. The record is from the annotation of a GenBank genome assembly.
AUGGCGGACGCCCGGAACGAGGCCCGGCAGCAGGAGAUCCUCCAGAACACGCGGGGGACCAGGUGUCUCCAGGGUGUGGUGACGACGAUUGAGCAGGGAACCAGCGAGCUGGUGACAAUGAUUCAGGUCAUCGCCGACAUGACUAGCAGCAUGGCGACGCUAAACAUGCAGCUGGACGCGCAGAUGACCCGCAGGGACCACAUGCUUACCGAGUUCCGUACGCUCGAGCGGAAAGCCCAGCAGUCCGUCAACCUCGCCAACAAAGCCGCUAUGCUGGCCAGGCUUGACGGCAAGAUGCAGAUGAUCGAAACGGCGUUGAAGUACCCUAUGAAGCACGACAUCAUGACGAAUUGGCACUCCAGGAAGAAGAUCGAGCAUCACAUAUUUUACAGCAAGCUCCGCGUGGACCCGGAGGCCCCGCCAGAACUCCCCACCGAGGUACCCCUGAAUCCUACGGCGAACCGCGGAUGUUUGGCCCAGAACAUGCUCGCGACCUUUCUCGUGCCGGCGAAGUCUGGGGACAUCCAGAUCGCACCCUCGAUGCAAGCUUCCGGCCAAACCACCGACAUCGUUGCGGACUCACGCAACGGCGUGUCGCACACGGGGCUUCUCUACGGCGGCUACCCCUACGCUGAGCGCGUCUAUUCCAUCGGGUACGCUGUGGACCCGGAGAUGGCGCUCCACAGCAAGGUGAAGCUCUGCUCCAAUGCCCUCAACGUCGAUACGGUGAGGCAGGCUCUCACGGAGAGGUCGGACCAGGAGAAGACGUACGAGCGGCCGGUCGGCAACACCAUCGCCGUGGACAGCGAACGCUCCAGCGGUCGCGAGGAGCUCUUCCAGUUCAACUUCGUCGGCAAGGAGCUCAGCAGCGACCGCGACACCACUUCCCACCAGGACGUCGUUCUUCAGUUCAGCAUGGCAGGAUCGCUGGCGCCUGCACAAGACCCCCUCCGACCCCACCUCGGCCCCCACGGCUUCGCCAUCGACUGCGUCCACGCUCUGCUCCACCAUGACGAGUCCCGGCGGGAGGAGGACCACAACAGGGGCAUCGCCACGACGCUGGGGACGGACUUUGGGUCGCUGAUCACGGACUUCUUGAUGCUGGCCUCGGACUUCUCUUCGCUGAAGGCGGUCUCCGUGGCACUGCCCGCGGACCACCUGCGCAUCAGCACCGACGCCAGCACCCAUCAGACUCAACGCGACACGCGCAUUGGCCGUCAACCAAUCACCCUGACCCAGGAGGGCAGUGUCUGCUGCCUUGGGGAGUGGCUCACCUUGCUGCUCGCCAGCUCCCAACACUUGCGCCGGUUGCAUGACUCGCUGGCGCAAGUGGCGCUCCCUGCGCACCCUGGCGGCAGCGCAAAUGCCGACGGAAACAACCGCGCGGUCCAAGAGCACGACCAGGCUGAGACCACCAUCGAAAACCGCAACACGGUCCAAGAGAACGUCCAGGACAUCCACCACGACACCCACGACGGUCAAGAGGACGCGGACGACAACAUCGACGUCCAUCACGACUCCCACGAGGACCUGGACGUCCACCACAGCAUGCACCACGACGUCCACGUCGACCAGAAGGAUAUAAGCGACCACACCAUCCACCACAACAUCCACGACGACCAGGGGCAGGCCUGUGGGAACCAGCAGCAGCAGUGCCCCAAGCCGCACGACGGCGAGCAACAGCUCGAGGAGCAGCACGACGACAGCCGACAGCAGCAGGGCCCUCAAUUGCACGAUUGCGAUCCUUAUACCGUGGCUACGGAUACGUUUCUGGCGCCCGCGGUGCCGCCCCAGGCGCUGCCCAGGCGCGCCGAGCUGUUCCGCGCCAACUCCAACACGGACGCUCCCACCUCUGGCCUCUGCCG